AUGCAACUAACGAUGAAUGAUUUUUCUGUGCAUCGAAUAAUUGGUCGUGGCGGUUUUGGUGAAGUUUACGGAUGUCGAAAAGCGGAUACAGGCAAAAUGUAUGCAAUGAAAUGUUUGGAUAAAAAAAGAAUAAAAUUAAAACAAGGCGAAACCCUCGCACUUAAUGAACGUAUUAUGUUGAGUCUUGUUAGUAAUGGACAGGACUGUCCGUUCAUUGUUUGUAUGACAUAUGCUUUUCAAUCGCCUGAUAAAUUGUGCUUUAUUUUGGAUUUAAUGAAUGGAGGCGAUUUACAUUAUCACCUUAGUCAACAUGGCGUUUUUUCAGAAAGUGAAAUGAUUUUUUAUGCAUCUGAAGUUAUUCUUGGCCUUGAACAUAUGCAUAAUAGAUUCAUCGUAUAUCGUGAUUUGAAACCAGCAAAUAUUUUAUUAGAUGAGAAUGGCCAUAUAAGAAUAUCCGAUCUUGGUCUAGCUUGUGAUUUUUCGAAAAAAAAACCUCACGCUAGUGUAGGCACACACGGGUAUAUGGCUCCAGAGGUGCUUGCCAAAGGAAUCGCUUAUGAUUCAUCUGCAGAUUGGUUUUCAUUUGGUUGCAUGUUAUAUAAAUUAUUAAAAGGUCAUAGUCCUUUUCGACAACUUAAAACUAAGUUGAUUUAUAUCAAGAAUAGUGGCAUAAGUGGAUGGAAUAGCGCGGGGCUACCGCUUGAAGUUAAAGAACAUCCGUUUUUUACAAAUAUAGACUGGCAAACAAUAUAUUUGAGACGAAUGCCACCACCAUUAAUUCCGCCACGUGGUGAGGUGAAUGCUGCGGAUGCAUUCGAUAUAGGCAAUUUUGAUGACGACGAAGUGAAAAAUGUUAAGUUAACUGAAGCAGAUAAUGAAUUAUAUAAGAAUUUUAAUAUAAUUAUAUCGGAACGAUGGCAAAAUGAAAUAGCAGAUACAAUUUUCGAAGUUGUGAAUCAAGAUGCAGACAAAGCUGAAAAUAAACGACGUGCAAAGCAUAAGGCAAAAUUAAAUAUCGAUGAAAAAGAUUCUGAUGUUAUCGUACAUGGCUAUAUCAAGAAGUUAGGUGGUCCAUUUACAUCCGCAUGGCAAACGCGAUAUGGAAAGCUGUACCCAAGUCGUUUAGAACUGCAUCCUGAGUCAUUUAAUGGUAAACCUGAGUUGGUAUUCAUGGAUCAAAUCGAAGAUGUCGCCACUGAAUUACAUUCCGUUAAAGGCGAAAAUUCGAUAGUACUAAAAUUAAAAGAAGGUCUAAAGGAAACUAAAGUGAUACUCACGAACCAAGAUGAAAUAUCGCUUCGAGAAUGGCACACAUCGUUACGUACAGCUCAUCGAGUUUCAUCGGAAUUAUUGCAACGUAUGGGUCGCAAAGCAAUUAAAAUUUAUGGCGUUAAUCAUGAUCCAAUGUUAGCUGAAAAUGAACGACUCGUAACGCUUAAGGGCCAAUUUCAUAAUCGUACUUCAUCAGUUGAUUCAGCAAUUUAA
Molecule: messenger RNA, 1485 nt
Organism: Dracunculus medinensis (Guinea worm)
Lineage: Eukaryota; Metazoa; Nematoda; Chromadorea; Rhabditida; Dracunculidae
Source: the annotation of a GenBank genome assembly